UUAUUUUUCUCUUCUUCUUCUUCAAUUUUUUUCCUUGUUCUUUCUCCCAUGGCUUCCUAAGCUUUUCUCUCUCUUCACCUGCAAUUUCUCUUCGAUUCUCUCUCUCAUCUUCUGGUUUCUCUUAAAUUUUUUUCUCUUCGUAAGAGAAACGACAUUGGUGAUUCCUGAGAUUUCUUCAUCAGAUCCUUAAUAGAAUUUUAACUGAUAACUUUCUUCCUUGGAUGAAGAAGGUUGGUGUUUACACCUUAUUACAACUUUAAUCACUCCAACGAACGAUGAGAAGCUGGUUCUUGUUUACUAUCUAUUUAUCUCAUGAUACAGUCGAGAAGCAAACCUUUUCUGCAAAUGCUAGUUUUAUAAGCAAACUCAAGGAAUAAUGGAAAGAUAUAAGUUUCUUGAAGAGCUUGGAGAUGGGACUUGUGGCAGUGUAUAUAAGGCCGUUAAUUUGGAAACAUAUCAAGUUGUUGCUGUUAAGAAGAUGAAGAGGAAGUUCUAUUAUUGGGAAGAGUGUAUGAAUCUGCGAGAAGUAAAGGCUCUUCGUAAGCUAAACCAUCCCCAUAUCAUAAAGCUGAAGGAGAUUGCCAAGGAACAUGACGAGCUUUUCUUCAUCUUCGAGUGCAUGGACCACAAUCUGUACCAAAUGAUGAAAGAAAGGGAACGGCCUUUCUCUGAAGGAGAAAUAAGAAGUUUUAUGUCUCAGAUGCUGCAAGGCCUCGCACACAUGCAUAAAAAUGGUUACUUCCAUCGAGACCUGAAACCAGAGAAUUUGCUGGUGACCAACAAUAUCCUAAAAAUUGCCGACUUUGGACUGGCUAGGGAAGUUGCAUCUAUGCCUCCUUACACUGAAUAUGUGUCCACGCGUUGGUAUCGAGCUCCUGAAGUUUUGUUACAGUCUUCAUCAUACACUCCUGCAGUUGACAUGUGGGCAGUGGGGGCAAUAUUAGCUGAGCUUUUCUCCUUUUCCCCGUUAUUUCCUGGUGAAAGUGAGAUAGAUCAAUUAUACAAGAUUUGCUGUGUUCUUGGCAAGCCGGACUGGACCACGUUUCCUGAAGCAAAAAGCAUAUCUCGAAUUAUGAGUAUUAGUCACACAGAGUUUCAGCAGACACGGAUUGCUGAUCUACUCCCUAAUGCUACUCCUGAAGCCAUUGAUUUGAUCACAAGACUUUGCUCAUGGGAUCCAUUAAACCGACCAACUGCAGAUCAGGCGCUAAAUCAUCCGUUUUUUAGUAUGGCUACGCAGGUUUCAUAUCCUCUACAUGACCUUGAGUUGAGGCUUAACAAUAUGGCGGCGAUGCCUAAUCUUGAGUUAAACCUCUGGGACUUCAACACAAAACCGGAUGAGUGUUUUCUUGGCUUGACGCUGGCUGUAAAACCAAGUGCUCCUAAACUUGAAAUGGUCUGCAAUGCAUCUCAGGACAUGAGCGAGAAUUAUCUCUUUUGCCCCAUGGUUAAUAAUGACCGAGAACCAUCAGGUAAUGAAAAGCUUGAGCUUUUCUGGUCUCUGCUCUCUCCUGACGAAAACCGCGUCCACGCACCAGUUGAAUCAUCAUCACCUUUGUCUCUGUCCUUCAGUCCAAUGCAGCAACACACAACAAUGGGAGCUCCUUCACAGUCGAGUGGGUUCACCAUGGCAUCAUCGAUGCAACCGAAUAUGUUGGACCGCCCGUGGAUGACUGUGUCUGCGCCGUUUCAACAAACUACUCAUUACCUCUGAUCUGAAUCCAUAUACCUAAGUAAAUAACAGAGGUUUGUCAGAAAGAUUUGAGUUAAAGAAGAAGAUAGAGAAGGAAGAAAAAAAAACAGAGGACGUUGUUGUAGAUUUUGUCACCUUAUUGUUCUCUAAUUUGUAAAGAUUGGGUUUUAGCCUUUAGGUGACCUAGUUUCCUCUCAGAAGCUUGCGCUUAUAUCAUAUUUUAUCUUAUUCUUGAGAACUCACAAUAGUCUACCAAUUCUUGUCUUUGUACUAUAAUAUAUAUAUAAAAGAGAUCUUUGCUUAUGUUGUGUCUUCGU
Thlaspi arvense is the source of this 2010-nucleotide messenger RNA. NCBI's taxonomy places the organism in Eukaryota, Viridiplantae, Streptophyta, Magnoliopsida, Brassicales, Brassicaceae. The record is from the annotation of a GenBank genome assembly.